This is a messenger RNA of Peromyscus eremicus (cactus mouse), 4054 nucleotides long. RefSeq names its product zinc finger protein 431-like. Lineage: Eukaryota; Metazoa; Chordata; Mammalia; Rodentia; Cricetidae. The transcript has 4 exons. Gene Ontology annotation, molecular function: DNA-binding transcription repressor activity, RNA polymerase II-specific. Gene Ontology annotation, biological process: negative regulation of transcription by RNA polymerase II. The record is from RefSeq and is a predicted model, not a curated record. Bases 1 to 2148 code for a protein of 715 amino acids.
AUGGGUGGGUUCUUCCGGGAGCCAGGCUCCUGGCUCAGCUCUUCUCCAGAGGAAGUCGGAAGUUGCCAGGAGUUCUGUGCCUUGGCCUCCGCUGUGAAGAGAGCAAGUCAGCUCAGCAGCACCAUGGACGCAGUGACGUAUAAUGAUGUGCAUGUCGACUUCACUCAGGAGGAGUGGGCAUUGCUGGAUCCUUCACAAAAGAAUCUCUACAACAAUGUGAUGCUGGAGACCUAUAUGAACCUCAGUGCCAUAGGCUACAAUUGGGAAGAUCAUAAAGUUGAAGAGCAUUGUCAAAGUUCUCAAAGACAUGGAAGGCAUGAAAGAAGUUAUACAGGAGACCAAUCUUCUGAAUGGACUCUAUGUGUUAAUGCAUUUGCAUAUCAGAGUCAUCUUCAAAGGUAUGAAAGAAUUCAUACUGGAAAGAAACUCUAUGAAGGUAUUCAUUAUAGUGAAGACUUUGCAUGUCAUAGUAGUCUCCAAAUACAUCAAGGAAUGCAUACUAGAGGGAAACCAUAUGUAUGUAAGCAAUGUGGUAAAGCCUUUGCCCGUCCCAGUCAUCUUCAAAUGCAUGAAAGAACACAUACUGGAGAGAAACCCUAUGAAUGUAAUCAGUGUGGUAAAGCCUUUGCACAACACAGUCAUCUUCGAAUGCAUGAAAGAACACAUACUGGAGAGAAACCCUAUGAAUGUAAUCAAUGUGGUAAAGCCUUUGCUUGUCAUAGUUCUCUUCAAUUGCAUAAAAGAGGACAUACUGGUGAGAAACCCUAUGAAUGUAAUCAUUGUGGUAAAGCCUUUCCUCGUCUUGGUGAUCUUAAAUUGCAUAAAAGAAUACAUACUGGAGAGAGACCCUAUGAAUGUAAUCAAUGUGGUAAAGCCUUUGUGCAAUACAGUCAUCUUCGAAUGCAUGAAAGAACACAUACUGGAGAGAAACCCUAUGAAUGCAAUCAGUGUGGUAAAGCCUUUCCCCGUUACAGUCAUCUUCAAAGACAUGAAAGAAUGCAUACUGGAGAGAAGCCCUAUGAAUGUAAUCAGUGUGGUAAAGCCUUUGUUUGUCUUGGUGAUCUUCAAUUGCAUAAAAGAACACAUACUGGAGAGAAACCCUAUAAAUGUAAUCAAUGUGGUAAAGCCUUUGCACAACACAGUCAUCUUCAGAGGCAUAAAAGAAUACAUACUGGAGAGAAACCUUAUGAAUGUAAUCAGUGUGGUAAAGCCUUCUCAUGUCACAGUGAUCUUCAAAGACAUGAAAGAACACAUACUGGAGAGAAGCCCUAUGAAUGUAACCAAUGUGGUAAAGCCUUUCCUCGUCUUAGUAAUCUUCAAUUGCAUAAAAUAACACAUACUGGAGAGAAACCCUAUGAAUGUUAUCAAUGUGGUAAAACCUUUGCCCAUAGCAGUUAUCGUCAAAAACAUGAAAGAAGACAUACUGGAGAGAAACCCUAUGAAUGCAAUCAAUGUGGUAAAGCAUUUGUCCAUCAUAGCCAUCUUCAAAGACAUGGAAGAAUGCAUACUGGAGAGAAGCCCUAUGAAUGUAAUCAAUGUGAUAAAGCCUUUGCUUGUCUUGGUGAUCUUCAAUUGCAUAAAAGAACACAUACUAGAGAGAAAACCUAUGAAUGUAAUCAAUGUGGUAAAACCUUUGCCCAUAACAGUUAUCGUCAAAGACAUGAAAGAACACAUACUGGAGAGAAACCCUAUGAAUGCAAUCAGUGUGGUAAAGCCUUUGUCUGUCACGGUCAUCUUGAAAGACAUGGAAAAAUGCAUACUGGAGGGAAGCCCUAUGAAUGUAAUCAGUGUGGUAAAGACUUUGGCCGUCAUAGUGAUCUUCAAAGACAUGAAAGAAUACAUACUGGAGAGAAACCCUAUGAAUGUAAUCAGUGUAAUAAAGCCUUUGUCCGUUAUAGUGAUCUUCAAAGACACAACAGAACACAUACUGGAGAGAAGCCCUAUGAAUGUAAUCAGUGUGGUAAAGCCUUUCCUCGCCUUAGUAGUCUUCAAUUGCAUAGAAGAACACAUACUGGAGAGAAACCAUAUGAAUGUAAUCAGUGUGGUAAAGCCUAUUCACAACAUAGUCAUCUUAAAAUACAUAAAAAAACACAUGCUGGAGAGGAACCCUAUAAGAGUAAUACUGUUAGUGUGGAAUUGGUUUGUUAAAGCCUUUGAAUAUAACAUUAGACUUUGAGGAUCUGAAAAACUACAUACCAAAGAAAAUCUGAUAAUAAAGGAUUUGGUAAGAUCUUCAGCCAGCACAUUUACAUUCAAGUACACAAGAUUAUUCUUGAGAAAAAAAUCUCACAGGUAUGAGCAAUCUGUUCAAGCAUUAUAGUGUCCCUCUGUAUUUGGUUUUUAGAUUUCAUACUUCUCUUUAAUUACAUGAGAUAAUGAAUCCAGGUGUAAUACUGCCUUUUCUAUUGCUGUGAUAUAACAUAAUAUCAAUGUGAACUUAUGAAAGUGUUUAAUUUGGCCCAUGGUUCCAGAGCAAUACAGGAUCACCCAUGAAAGUGGCAUAGAAACAAGUGUCUGACAUUAGGUCUACAUGCUUGCUUUCUGUUACAUGAACCAAUUCAUGAUGGAGAAAAACUCUGUAAGCCUUCAGAUGCCUCAAUACCUAUGAUACAGGAAUUACAAGAGAUAAACAUUUAUGAGUGAAUAUUCAUUUAAAUAUUUGUUUUAAUUUCAGUUAUGCAAUGUCAGUGUCUUUGUGUGGGUAGGUACAUGUGCAUUCUGAUUCUCAUAAAGAAGACCCUUGGAGCUUUUUAUAGCAGGAAUUACUGGAAGUUGUCAAAAACCUGACCUUAGUCCUGGGAAUGGACUUUUAUUAAGGGCUUGGCCAUGUCUCUAGCCCUAUAAAUAUUCUAAAGCUUUUUUAUGUCAUCUUGAUAUCAGAAAACAGGGAGGAACUCAUACAAAAGAACCCUGUGUACAUAAAUAAUUUGGUAAAAACUUUAGACAUCACAUUUGUCUUCAGGUUCAAGAAAAAAAACCUUUUUCAUCAUAGCCUUGAAGUAAGUAAAUUAUUAACAAAGUUCACUAAAGACAUUGUGGCUUCUACUUUGCAACAUUUGAGGUAGAUAUUUUAUUGUACUCUGUGUGUAAUAUACUCAUUUAUUGAAGUUUAUUUUGUGGUCCAUAUAUUCCUUCUGUGGCUUUUGUUCUUCUAUUGUGCUUUCAGUUAGUGAGAGAUAUUUUUCUGCUACAGUGUAUAAAAUGAGAUGGCCAUCAUCUAAGUGGUACAUCUUUAUUUAAAUAUUAGGCAGUAUGUGAUCAUAUUUUCAAGCAAGUGUGUCUGUGAAAGGGUGAUGGGUUUCUAUUCCUGAUUUUAUUUUUUCAUAUUUUUUCACAAAUUCCCUUGAAAUGUUUUUUGUUAUCCAGCCCCACUUGGAUGGUAGUAAUUAGUCAAAGAUAAAAUUGAAAUCAUGAUCCUCAUGUGUGAAUCUCCAGAGUACAAGUCUAAGGGUAGAUAAUAUACUCCCAAUGUUUGCUGUUUUGUCAACACAUAUUAAGAAUGUUAAUGUUAAAAUGAUUAAAAAUAGACCAGAAUAUAAGAAACAUUGAAUGUCUCAUGUGUAUCCAAAGUAACAUUUUCAUUUAUGUGGAAGUGAUGUAAUAAAGUAGGAUAAUCAGCAAUCAACUGUAUAUUUCACAAUAUAACUUGAUGUACUAUGGAUAUGUAUAUAUUAUUUGAAGUUCCGUACAUCUUCAUGUCCUCAUCAGUUAUCCAUUUGGCAUAAUAUAUUGAAGUAUUGCCUUCUAAGGAAAUUAUCCAGAGAUGCCAGGUAAUGUAAUGGCAAUGAGAUUUAUUUUUUACAAAAUUCUGUUGUAUGUUUGUGUAACUAUGGGAUUUUUUAGGCCAUGACAGACGUGUGGAGAAAAGAAGACAACUUUGUGGUUUUGUUCAACUUCAUAUGGCGAUCAAGAUGAGAUUACAGUCUUGCACACGACAGACAUUUCCAACAGAGCUGUCUCAUUGAUGCUCAGAUAAGAUUAGUUGAAACAUUACAUCAGUAAAAUAUUGUCUUUUUGGAUUGUAGAAAUAUUUUCAUUUAAGCAUAGUGAAAAA